AUGUUGGACGUGCUGAGGUUGGUGGCGGUUGUUGUGUGGCUACUGCCGCCACUGUCCGCGCGAAACCCGCGCCAGAACGACCAUCUAAUCGUGCAAACGGCGUUAGGCACUCUGAAAGGCGUGGGUCAGUCCUUCAACGGCCAGAACGUGCGAGCGUUCCUUGGCGUUCCGUAUGCCAAAAAACCGACCGGCUCCAGGCGGUUCGCCCUGCCCGAGAUGGUGGGCCCCUGGGAGGGAGAUGCUGGUGCAGGAGCCUUCCAAGACCUGCUACUACACCAUCGACACCAUGUUCCCCCAGUUCCCCGGGGCCGAGAUGUGGAACCCGCCCAACGAGCUGAGCGAGGACUGUCUCACGUUGAAUGUGUGGGUACCUGA
Bursaphelenchus okinawaensis is the source of this 375-nucleotide messenger RNA. The record is from the annotation of a GenBank genome assembly. Lineage: Eukaryota; Metazoa; Nematoda; Chromadorea; Rhabditida; Aphelenchoididae.